CCUAGCGGAUCCAGCAGCCCCCCCCCCCCCCCCCUCCAUUCCGAGCUGCAAACCCUCUCGGAAAUGGCAGCGCCGGCGGCGAUGCAGGUCAAGGUGCGUGUUCCAGAGAACGAGGAGGUCGCUCGCUGCCUUCACGAGAAGCGGCUGUCGAUGAGGGAGCAGCCGGCCGGUUUCAAGGAGCACCUGGACCGCACGUUUGCCAAAGCCUACCGCAAUGUCUGCGCCGCCAAUGAGCCCAUCCGGACUCUCAAGGAGUUCUCUAAGAUCAAUGGUGUGGGGCCAUGGCUAAUACGUUGUAUGAAAGGCUUCUUUCCAGAGUCCAAACAGGAUUCUCCAACGAAAGGAAAGAAAACAAGAGUACCAAAAUGCCCUAAGCCAAAGAAGAAUACUGCUGCUGCUGCUGCUUCUUCUUCUUCUUCUUCUCUUGGCAAGGGACCUCCUCCUAACUUAAAUUGUCAGAAUAUUCAGUUUACUCCUCCAUUUUCAUCCCAAGGAACAUUGGAGCUGCAAUCGUGUGGUAAAACGGGUUCUUCUGACUUCAGUAUGGACAAGGAUGUUGUAUCAAUGGACAAUUGUAUACUGGCUAUGCCACCUUGUCAAUCAAGUGAAGAGUUUCUUGAAGCUUACGAGGUUGUUCUGAUAUUGGAUGAUCGUGAGAAUUUUGGGUAUUCCUCAAGAAAAGUUGCUUCAAAAAAGGUUGCGGAUAACAUUAGUUCGCAGUUUAAUGUACCUGUAGAGGUUAAACGUUUGCCUGUAGGUGAUGGCAUUUGGAUCGCUCGUCAUAAAAAAUUUAUGACAGAAUAUGUUCUAGAUUUCAUUGUUGAAAGGAAAAAUGUUGCAGAUUUAGGUAGCUCAAUUAGAGACAAUCGAUACAAAGAUCAGAAAACGAGGCUGCAGAAAUGCAGGUUAAAGAAGCUCAUAUAUCUUGUUGAAGGUGAUCCAAACACUUCAAAAGGAUCAGCAGCAAGCAUCAAAACAGCCUGCUUCACCACUGAGAUUUUAGAAGGAUUUGAUGUUAUCCGUACCAGUGGGUAUACUGAUACCAUGAGAACAUAUGGUUAUCUUACACUCUCAAUAAUUGAUUACUACAGCACAAAUUUCCACAGUCUUGAUAACAGUGCAUGUAUAUGCCCAACCUAUGAUGAGUUUGAGAGACAUUGUCGUUCCCUUCAGAAGAAAACAGUGAGCCAAAUAUUUGCUCUGCAACUUAUGCAGGUGCCACAAGUAACAGAGAAAGUUGCAUUGACUGUUAUAGAGUUCUAUCCAACUCUUUUCUCACUCGCAAGGGCGUACUCCAUGCUUGAAGGUGAUAUCCAUGCCCAAGAGGAGAUGUUGAAGAACAAGAGCAAGAUGAUAAAUGCAGGGGCUAGUAGAAACAUCUUCAAGCUUGUCUGGGGUGAUGGAUGUCAAUCUUCAGGGCUCAGUUUGGACUAACCAACUUAAGUGACAAUAUCACCGCCUUGGUGAUCUUGAACCAUAUUUUUGUGUGGUUUACUAGCCCCUUAUGCUCAGAUAUUCAAUUGCUAGGCUUUCGUAUUCUGAAGGCAAAUGAUCCAAUUGAACACUGACCGUUUUGGAGCAUGUAGUCACCGAUGAAGUGUCUGAAAGUGUCUCACUGUUGUCGUCUCCAGGUUGCACAAGAUGCAAUGUUCUUGGGAUGAGAUGUGUAGUGUUUCAUUAUGUACAUCUGUUGACUUCUACUCCCUUCCUUGCGUUAUGAGAUGUCGCUUGUUAUCUUGUCGUUUUUUUUCUGUUUACACUGAAAAUUGACCGGAUAACAUUGCAAACUGCAUCCAGCGUUUUGCUUUCAUCCACGAGCUGAAAGCAGUUCUUGCCGGUUGUUUCAUCCAAGUGUGCACAUCUUUACUUGAGCGGUUGAGCUUCUGAUGCUGCCACGUCAGUAAUGUAGCCUUGGAAUUAUUAUUGUAAUAACAUGGUGAAAAUAUAUGUAUGUGAUCUUUAUAAAUUA
Sorghum bicolor (sorghum) is the source of this 1969-nucleotide messenger RNA. RefSeq names its product crossover junction endonuclease MUS81-like. Gene Ontology annotation, biological process: double-strand break repair via break-induced replication; DNA catabolic process; resolution of meiotic recombination intermediates. Gene Ontology annotation, molecular function: DNA binding; crossover junction DNA endonuclease activity; 3'-flap endonuclease activity. Bases 64 to 1434 code for a protein of 456 amino acids. The record is from RefSeq and is a predicted model, not a curated record. The transcript has 11 exons. Gene Ontology annotation, cellular component: nucleus; Holliday junction resolvase complex. Lineage: Eukaryota; Viridiplantae; Streptophyta; Magnoliopsida; Poales; Poaceae.